Molecule: messenger RNA, 5136 nt
Organism: Papilio xuthus (Asian swallowtail)
Lineage: Eukaryota; Metazoa; Arthropoda; Insecta; Lepidoptera; Papilionidae
Gene: Als2
Product: Amyotrophic lateral sclerosis 2
Exons: 9
Coding region: 249-4991 (1580 amino acids)
Biological process (GO): endosomal transport; regulation of GTPase activity
Cellular component (GO): cytoplasm; intracellular membrane-bounded organelle
Molecular function (GO): small GTPase binding; guanyl-nucleotide exchange factor activity
Source: RefSeq, a predicted model, not a curated record
AUCAUUAUCACAAUGAUAUUUAUUUUGAAUUUGAAAGAAAUAAUAGGAAGCCAUUUAGAAUGAAGCUUUUGUGAAAGCUUUGUUGUGAUUUAAAAAGUGUAAAAUAAUUGUUUCUGAUGUGAAAAUUAAAACUGCUCACCUUACAGAUGUAUUAAAGGCGGGGACAUCUGACAAUCUUAUAAUCAAAUCAAAAAAUAAUCUUUGCACAAUGAAUAAUUUGAUUUCAAGAGAAAGUGGGUGUUCUUAAAAUGAGUGAGCACAAAUUUUGGUGUGGGUUGACACCAUUGAAGAUUUCAUCGUCACAAAAUGUACCUGAUAAAGUUGUGAAACUGUGUUCUAUAGGCACAGACUGCAUCGUCUUAGGAAGCGAUCAUGGAGUGUAUUAUUGUACCAUUGUAGAAGAUUCAUUAAAUUUUAAAAAGGUUACAGGCAUUUCAGCAAUCGACAUAUCUUAUCACAACGAAACACUUUAUGUUAUUGAUGUCCAUGGAAGACUUUAUAAAACAAAUAUCAAUUUUACAAACAAAGAAGAAAUUGUUGUUAAAGAGGAUUCCAGAUGUUGUCCUCAUGGUUUCAAAAGUAACAGUUAUAAAGUGAAGUUUAGAAAUGUAGUGACAAGUGAUUUUGGGCAGCUUUUUAUUAGCAGUGAAGGCCAAUUAUGGGGUUCAGGUGUUAUGCCACAAAUAGCUUUAGAUAGUUCUAGUAUUAAAAAAGUUCCGUUUUUCGAAGGAAGAACAGUGUACAGUGCGUCUGUGGGACAAAAUUUUGGUGCUGUAAUUGUUAGGAAGAAUGUAAAGCACUCUAGUAAUUGUGACACUGAUAGUGACAAUGACGAUGAGGAAGUGUUUGCAUCAAAUUGUUCACAAUGUCAGACAAUAAUUGGGCUUGCAUCUCCUGCAUCAGUCCCAUCUUUAUCAGAGACUUGUCCUCUCGGAGUACACAUCAGUAAAUCUAGUGAAGAUUCCAGCAGUACUACAGCACCACAAACAGAUGUCCAUGUUGAUGCUCAAAGUUUUACUGAAGACUCUAGUCCCUCCUCUGAAGAAUCAAAGAUUACAAAAGAUAAGUUUCAAAGUAAUAAUUUAGAAAGUAAUGAAAAACAAGAUAAUGAAUUAGGUAAUAAUGAUAAGGAAGAGGAAGAAAAUGAAACAGCUCAAGGAAGUACUGACAAAAUAAACAAUAUCUUUAUUAAUACUGAUGCCGCAAGACAAUUUUUAAGUAGACAGCUAUCUUGGGUAUCAGUGGGUGAAGAUUAUUUGGUUGAAUACACUGAGAAACCGACUAGAAUAAUUAAAGAAAAUGUAUCAAAUCUUACAAACCUAGUAUAUGAAGGGGUGAAGACUGUUGGUGAUAAAGUUGCCACAUUGUCCAGACAUGUAAGUGGUAGCAGUGAUAACAAUGAUAUUGAACCUCAAAGUAAUGUUCAAACUGAAGAAGUCAACUCUCUUAUGUACAGUUGUGCAUCAAAUGGAAAUUAUGAAGAUUUACAAUUUUCAACAAGUACAAUCAGUAGUGAGAAAGACUUUGAAGCAGCGAGGAAGACUGAAAGUCUUAAGAAUAUGUCUAAACUUGGUAAAAAUAUUUUGGCUACUGAAUUAUGGACUUGGGGUGAUAUAACAUAUGGACAACUAGGAAUUGGAGAUACAGUUAAAAGAAUCAAGCCAAUGGUAGUUAUGAGUUUAUCAGGUUUUGGAUUGCAAAAGGUAUCAUGUGGUAAAUGGCACUGUGCUGCUCUAACAUUGGAUGGAAGAUUAUUUAUAUGGGGUUAUAAUCAUUUUCAUCAAGUUAGUUUUGAUUCCAGGGAAGAUAAAAGUGGCCCAAAACAAUUCACUGAAAAUUCUGAUAGUGACAGAAUAAGAGAUAUGAUUGCAACAGAUCAUCAUACACUUGCUUACACGCAAAAUGAGAAUGUUUUUUACAUGGGAAAGCAUAAUGAAGGUUUUACAGAAACCAUAGUGAAUUUAAAUGAUAAAAAAGAUGAAGAAAGUGAAAAUAUUAAAAAUCUUACUGUUAAAAUAAAUCAACCCCAAACACAUAGAAAGCCCCAAAACAUGUGCUAUCACUGGAGAGUUUUAUCAUCCGGCAACCUAAGUUAUUGUUCCCUAGAAGAAUCUAUUGUUAGUCCAGACUUUCAAAAUUUAUCUAUAUCUCAAAGAUAUUUAGAAGAAAUGAUAUUAAUUCACCAAACACUUGUUAAACCUUUUCUAAAGAAAAGUAAAGCAAUAACAUUACAUUCCAAUGUGUAUGAAAACUUAUGUGAUAUGUUUGGUGACAUUUUAAAUAUAACAGCUCUAAAUGUGCUAUCCAUUUGGCAAUAUGCUGAAAAGCACAUAAAUGAAUGUGAUAUACCUUUAAUAAAAAACAUAGAAGAGUAUAUUUAUUUGUAUAGAAAGUAUUACUUAGCUAUAAGCAAUUUGAUUGUUAUCGGUGGAUUUGCUCAUAUAAAUAAUGUUGUUGAUGUGCCAUCAAGUGUUUAUAAUCUAUUUAGUGAUCAGCUUCCAACAAACAAACAGAAAAAUAAUAAGAAAACCUUAGAAGCAGUUGUCGCAUUAGCUUUUGUUCAACCUUUAACAAGAUUAAGUUCAUACAAAUGUAUUGCCCAAACAUUACUGAGACAUAAAACUAAAAGAAAGAAAGGUGAAGUUAAAUUAAAUAUUGAGGAUAAAUUGAAUAAAGUCAUAUCAUCUUUGGACAAUUUAAUUGAUGAUCAAGAGAAGAAAAGAAAGGAGGCAGAUCUGACAAAAUUAUUUUGGGAAAGUAUUGGUAAACCUUUGGAGCAAUAUAGAACGCCCGAAAGACGAUUGGUGAGAGAGUCAAAAUCUCGACAGCUAAACUUAGUAAACCCUGGACGUUUUAGUACUCAUUGGUUUAUUUUGUUUAAUGACUUAUUUGUCCACAUGUGUGGUAGUGUCAUUAAUGUUCAUCCCAUUGAAACAUUAUGGGUUGAACCAGUGCCCAAUACUGAUUCUCUACAAAAUGCUAUACAACUUAUAACUCCGGAGGAAACCAUCUCAGUUUCAACAAUUACUGAGCAAGAGAAAACAGAAUGGAUUCAUUCAUUCAAUACUUCAAUAAGAACAGCUUUAAAUAAAGAAACUCUGUUUAAACCUCCGGCAGUCAGAACAGCUAGCUAUACAUUUUCAAGUAAAAGUACAUUUUACAAAGAAGCUAAAUAUCAAGGAAGAUGGUUGGAUGGGAAGAUGCAUGGUCAUGGUAAAGUGGAAUGGCCUGAUGGGAAACUUUAUGUGGGUCAGCUACAGUUUAACGCACUUUGUGGGCAUGGUAAAAUGGAAAUUCCUAACAUAGGCACAUACGAAGGCCAUUGGAAAGAUAAUCUCCAAAGCGGAUAUGGGGUAAUGAAAUAUAUUUCCGGUGAUAUAUACGAAGGCCAUUUCAAAGAGGGGAAUCCCCACGGUCAUGGUGUAAAGAAGCAGGGUGAUUUCAAGUCUUCGAACGCAACAAUUUACACCGGUGAAUGGGUGAACGGAGUACGCCAGGGUUACGGUGUAAUGGAUGACAUAAGUAAAGGUGAAAAAUAUUUAGGCAAUUGGAGUGAUAAUAAAAAACACGGUUGUGGCCUCAUCGUGACCUUGGACGGGAUUUACUACGAAGGAUUGUUCACGCAAGACGUUCUAACGGGUCAUGGUGUGAUGGUGUUUGAAGACGGAACUCAUUACGAGGGCGAGUUCCGUGCAGCUGGUGUGUUUUCUGGCAAAGGCGUGUUGACCUUCUCCAGUGGUGACCGCAUUGAGGGCUGCCUCAGCGGGGCCUGGACUGAUGGCGUCAAACUCACCAAUGCUGUCAUGCAGCUCAAUGUGUCAAACCCAGCGCCGCCUGCUAAUUCUAAACCUAAUUCAUUCGGCAAAUUGAGCGUCGCACCGAAUCAGAAAUGGAACGCUCUCUUCCGACAAUGUUUCCAAUGUCUCGGUGUGUCGGAUUCAUUGCUGACUCCGACGGGCAAUCACUUCGCGACCGGUCCUACCGCGCCCGCAGUGGACAACGUUAAGAUAUGGCAGAAUGUCGCAGUGGCUAUCUCCUGCUCUCACAAGGCAAAGCAUCGACCAGGGAAGGGAUCGGAUGUAGAGAAGUCAGUCGACUGUUUGGAAGUCAUACCGCAGUUCGGACAGAAGACAUUGAAUUAUGCUGAUUAUAUGGAAUUGAAGCAAUAUUUUUAUAAUGCCUGUGAGUCCAGCCACCACCCCGUGGGUGAGCUGGUGGUGGGUGUGAGCGGGGCGUUCAACACGACGUACGGGGGAGUGCGCGUGCACCCGCUGCUGCUGAGCCACGCGGUGGCGGAGCUGCGCAGCCUCACCGCGCGCCUCUACCGCCUCGUGCGUCUGCUCUUCCCCGCGCUGCCGCCCGACGGAGCUGACCUGCUGCUGCCAUAUCCUGACUCUCAACACAACGAUCCUAUUGAAGGCGAGGUGGUGAGCGGAGCGCGGCUGGUGCAGGGCGCGUUGUUACCGCGUGUGCACCCCGCGCUGUUCGUGUUGUACGCGCUGCACAACAAGCGCGAGGACGACCUGUACUGGCGCCGUCUGCUCAAGUGGAACCGUCAGCCUGACCUCGCCCUCAUGGCCUUCCUCGGCAUCGACCAAAAAUUCUGGGUCGGCUACCCCAACGGUCCGGGACAAACGUCGCCGGCGCAGGCGCAGCUGGAGCUGUUCCAGGAGGCGGUGGAGACGCUGCAGCAGCUGAAGACCACCUUCUCUCCCAUCGAGAAGCUGCUCGUCAUCCGCACCACCUUCCAGAAGAUGACCACAGCCGUGCAGCAGCAGCUAGGAUGCAGCUACCUGUGGGGCAUGGACGAGCUGUUCCCGGUGUUCCAGUGGGUGGUGGUGCGCGCGCGCGUGCUGCAGCUCGGCUCCGAGCUCCACUUCCUGGAGGACUUCCUGGAGCCCGGAGACCAGUGCGGGGAGCUCGGCCUCAUGUUCACCACCCUUAAGGCUUGUUAUUUUCAAAUACUUCAAGAGAAGAUGUCCAUCAAUUGAUAUCAAGUUAUUUAAAUAAAUGAUCUCACGAUACGUAACUACUGAAUAUCAUUUUAUACCAACAAAUUUACUUUCCGUAUGUCAAAGAACAUAUAUAUAUUUGAAUUAUUUUUAUAUGGCAACACAUAUAACUAUCAUUAUUUUU